AUGGUCAGUCAGUGGUCGUGGUUUAGAAAUCCUGGCAAUAUGCGGUCAUCGGCUGGUCUUCUGCUACUUCUGGGACUGCAGCUCUUUAUCUCGGUCCCAGUCGAUGCCAAUGACUUUUCCUCCUUUCUAAGUGCCAAUGCUUCGCUGGCCGUUGUGGUAGAUCACGAGUACAUGACCAUGCAUGGUCAGAACAUAAUGUCCCAUUUUGAGAAAAUCCUUAGCGAUAUUAUAAGGGAGAAUCUGAAGAACGGCGGUAUUAAUGUCAAAUAUUACACCUGGAGCUCGGUGCGUUUGAAAAAGGAUUUUUUGGCCGCAAUUACGGUUACGGAUUGCGAAAAUACUUGGAACUUUUACAAGAACACACAGGAAAAUUCGAUUCUAUUGAUCGCCAUCACAGAUUCCGACUGUCCUCGACUGCCUUUGAAUCGUGCUCUUAUGAUUCCCAUCGUUGAACACGGCGAUGAGUUUCCUCAAGUUAUUCUGGAUGCUAAGGUCCAGCAGAUUCUCAACUGGAAGACAGCUGUGGUCUUUGUUGAUCAAACCAUAUUGGAUGAAAAUUCGGUACUGGUGAAAUCAAUUGUACACGAAAGUACCACCAACCACAUCACUCCAAUCUCUCUGAUCCUCUACAAAAUCAAUGAUACUCUAAGGGGCCAACAGAAGCGAGCUGCACUGCGUCAAGCUCUGGCCCAAUUCGCUCCUACCAAACACGAAGAGAUGAGUCAGCAGUUUCUAGUAGUAUCCGCCUUCCACGAGGACAUUAUCGAAAUAGCUGAGACCCUUAACAUGUUUCAUGUGGGAAACCAGUGGAUGUUCUUUGUAUUAGACAAGGUUAGACGGGAUUUCGACGCCGGCACGGUGACCAUGAAUUUGGACGAAGGAGCCAACAUAGCCUUUGCCCUUAAUGAAACCCUGCCUGACUGCCAGGACACUCUGAACUGCACUAUCUCGGAGGUAAGUCUCGCUCUGGUGACCUCUAUUUCCAAGAUGACCAUCGAGGAGGAGUCCAUAUACGGUGAGAUCUCAGAUGAGGAGUGGGAGUCCAUUCGAUUUACCAAGCAUGAGAAGCAAGCUGAGAUCCUCGAGUAUAUGAAGGACUACCUGAAGGCGAACGCCAGAUGCUCUAGCUGCGCAAGAUGGCGUGUAGAGACGGCCAUUACUUGGGGCAAAAGUCAGGAGAAUCGCAAGUUUCGGACAGCUCCCACCCGUGAUGCCAAGAACCGAAACUUUGAAUUUAUCAACAUUGGCUACUGGAGUCCCUUACUAGGAUUCGUCUGUCAGGAACUGGCAUUUCCCCACAUUGAGCACCAUUUUCGCAACAUCACCAUGGACAUUGUUACCAUACAUAAUCCACCCUGGCAAAUCCUUACCAAAAACAGCCAUGGCGUCAUCGUAAAACAUUCGGGCAUAGUAAUGGAGAUCAUUAAGGAGCUCAGUCGAGCCCUGAAUUUCAGUUACUACCUUCAUGAAGCCUCCACGUACAAGGAAGACUAUUCACUUAGCUCAUCAACAAAUACCAAUGAAAGCGAUGAACUGGCGGGCUCAAUGACUUUUCAGAUACCCUACCGGGUGGUGGAGAUGGUACAAGGUAAUCAGUUCUUUAUUGCUGCUGUGGCAGCCACCGUGGAGGAUCCCGACCAGAAGCCGUUCAACUACACCCUACCUAUCAGCGUGCAGAAGUAUUCCUUUAUCACUCGUAGGCCGGAUGAAGUAUCCCGCAUUUAUCUCUUCACGGCUCCCUUCACCUUGGAAACUUGGCUUUGCCUGAUGGGCAUCAUCUUGCUGACUGCUCCUAUGCUGUACGCCAUCAAUCGACUUGCUCCUCUAAAGGAGAUGCGAAUCAGAGGCCUGUCCACAAUGAAAAGCUGUUUUUGGUACAUAUUUGGCGCUUUGUUGCAACAAGGAGGCAUGUACUUGCCAACAGCAGACAGUGGCCGGCUGGUGGUGGGCUUCUGGUGGCUCGUAGUAAUUGUGCUGGUGACCACGUACUGCGGCAACCUGGUAGCUUUCCUCACGUUCCCAAAGUUCCAACCCGGUGUGGACUACCUCAACCAGCUGGAGCGUCACAAGGAUAUAUCAGAGUAUGGCCUACGUAAUGGUACCUUCUUCGAGCGCUAUGUGCAGGCAACGACCAGAGAGGACUUUAAGCAAUUCAUGACCCGAGCCCGGAUAUACGGAACUGGCCAGGAAGAGGACAUCGAGGCAGUAAAACGAGGCCAACGCAUCAACAUUGACUGGCGGAUCAAUUUACAACUGAUUGUGCAGAAACACUUCGAACGGGACAAGGAGUGUUAUUUCGCUUUGGGCAAGGAGAGCUUUGUAGAUGAGCAGAUUGCAAUGAUUGUGCCGGCUGAGAGCGCGUAUCUGCACUUGGUGAAUCGUCACAUCAACAGCAUGUUUCGUAUGGGCUUCAUCGAACGCUGGCACCAGAUGAACCUGCCCAGUACGAACAAGUGCAGCGGGAAAGGUGCCCAGCGACAGGUUACCAACCACAAAGUGAACAUGGACGACAUGCAAGGAUGCUUCUUGGUCCUGUUACUCGGCUUCACUGCAGCAUUUAUAAUGGGUUGCUUCGAGUUCUGGUUCCGCCGUUUUAGAGCCAAUCGAAAACGACGGAAAUUUACCAACUGACAAUUCACCCUUGAAAAUGUUUAAAGCAGUUGCUGUAGUGUGGAGUUGAUGAGCUCAAAGAAUAUAGCUACUUUGCAGUAGCUUCCCUUUUGCAGUAUUUAAAAUAAACUUAUUUCAAUCGAAUGGUUUCCUACAAAUUUGAAAUAAACAUUUAAUAUAGCUAUGAAACACCUAAUAGAUUUAUAUUGCCAAACUACUUGUUUAAACUUGUGUAACCUUACGUUAAUAUAGGUCUAAAUAUUUCGCAUUGAACACUAGAUCAAACUCAAUCCGGACAGGUCCGACAGGCCCGCAAAGUAAUCAACAGGUUUUCAAAUAUUUGAAGACAAUCUUCUAAGUAAUACUUUUUAGUAAGUCAAACUAUUAAAAUAUAACUAACUAUUGAUCCAUAGACUUUUCCGGGAUUCACUUUAGUUCUUACUCAAA
Messenger RNA from Drosophila eugracilis, 3057 nucleotides. RefSeq names its product ionotropic receptor 93a (gene Ir93a). The record is from RefSeq and is a predicted model, not a curated record. Lineage: Eukaryota; Metazoa; Arthropoda; Insecta; Diptera; Drosophilidae. Bases 1 to 2631 code for a protein of 876 amino acids. Gene Ontology annotation, molecular function: ligand-gated monoatomic ion channel activity. Gene Ontology annotation, cellular component: membrane. The transcript has 11 exons.